AAAACCCUAGCCCAUCAGGGCAGCGACCUUCUAGAACCGUCUCCAAUGGCGCUACUCCGAGCGCUCCGGCGAGCCCUUCCGGCGCUCUCCUCGCCGGCGGCGGUUCUCCCCCGUCGCGCCCCGCACCCACUACCUCCUCCGCCCGCUCCUCGUCGGUUCCUGGACCCGAUCGGGCUCCGCUCCUUCUCCGCCGCCGCCGCCACCGCGUCGCAGGCGCCGCCCAUGGGGGCCACCCUGUUCGGCGGGCUCAUGGACACCCGGUUCCCGAAGCGCCGGCCGGGCUUCGCCAACCGCCGGAAGAGGGCUAGCUUGCGCCCCAAAGGUCCGUACUACUGGGUGAAGUGCAAGCCUGACGAGCCCAUACCAGUUAGUCAGCCGAACCAAGGGAGCGUACGAGGGAGGAAGGAGAAGAAGCGGAUCAAGCAGCGCAAGGACUUUAUCAUGGCUGAGAAGAAGAAGCGCAGAGCUCAGUAUUCUGCUGCUGUUAAGAGAAAGGAGGCAGAACGAACAGAAAGGAAGAUGGCUGCUGUGGCAAGAGAGCGGGCAUGGGCAGCAAGGUUGAUAGAGCUAAAACAGAUUGAGGAAGACGUUAAAGCUGUAAUGGCAUAAGGGCCUGCUCUGGAAAAUGGCAAGGCGUCUAACCUGUUUCUGCUGCUCUAUUUUCUCCUCCUUUGUUCCUACAUAGUUUAAAUUGUCACAAUUCUUUGUGAUGGAAUGGAAGACCAGUACCACUUCUUUCAACAGUAAUAUCAAAUGCCGGAACUGUUUUUUUAAUACAGACUCUCAUUAGACCAUGUUUGGAGUUUGUUUACUUUUGAUGUAAUUUAGAAUAAGUGAUGCGAUGGUAUCUGUGUGCUUGACAUCUGAGAUGGCUGUUGUCUGCAAUAUAUAGUUUUGGUACA
Messenger RNA from Zea mays, 902 nucleotides. RefSeq lists its product as uncharacterized. NCBI's taxonomy places the organism in Eukaryota, Viridiplantae, Streptophyta, Magnoliopsida, Poales, Poaceae. Gene Ontology annotation, cellular component: mitochondrion. The record is from RefSeq and is marked validated.